AUGGACGGACCACCUCCUCCCCCGCCACCACAUGGGGGAGUGCCCAGGUCUUCGGGGCUGCCCCCUGGGAAAUAUGACAUCUUCGUGAUCCCAGAACACUCAGCCGGAUCUGGGUUUCUGUACCUCCCCUCACUGCAGCCAAACGCCAACAGUUUUAUUGCCGGGUUUGCUUCCGCCCUGAUACUCGUUGUCGUUGGCCAAAGCAUGGCUCCCGCCUUUAGGACUUGGUGGGAAAGCUUUCAGGGUCUCGGCAACGUGGGUAUGGCGAUGUUGAUGCUGGGCAUUGGGUUCGGGGCCUGGUCGCUGGGUAGGACGCAGACAGACAGGUCCAAGUUCUUCUAUGGGCCAAGCACAUCGAGUGGUCAGGCAGGUGGUCAAGGUGGCUUCAACGGGAACGGCGGAGGUCCAGGAGGUUUCAACGGAGGAGGUUUCGGCGGCCCCGGAGGCUCAUCUGGCUUCCGGGGACCAUAUCCCCCGGGUGCGCCUCCUCCCCAAGAUGACAGCCCCCCUCCGCCGCCACCGCCUCACGGACAUAAUCGUGGCCCUCCAAAUCCUCCUCCCCAUGGCAGCAGCCGGCAUAGUGGGAGCUACCAGAGCCAUGAUGGCGGUCGUGAUAGUGGACCACGCUACCAUCAUGCUGGCCCACAAACCCCCCCAGAGUCCCCUCCGCCUCCGCCUAGACCGCCACCUCGACGGCGUUCACCAUCCCCUCCUCGAACGUCAAGUCGACGGCGCUCACCAUCCCCUGCUCGACAGUCACGUCGACGGCGUUCGCCAUCUCCUCCUCCAGCUCCUCCUCCCAGGAAAGAGCCCAGGAAAGAGUCUAGGAAAGAGCGACACUCACAACACGAGCCAACUUCAAGGACAGAAACCCCUCCAAGAGCAGAGUCUCGCAAGGCAAAACCACCCCCCAGCGCAGAGCCAUCGCCGAGGGCAGCGCCGCCACCAAAGGCAGACCCUCCUCCGAGAGAAGAGCCACCUCCACGACCACCCACUCCUCCGAGAACAGAGCCACCACCACCUCGAAAAGAGCCACCACCUCCACCACCUGAACCUGAACCGCAGCCUCCUCCAAAAGCAGAGCCACCGCCAGAACCAGAACUAAAACCAGUGCCGAAGGCAGAAGCAACCCCCCCUCCUCGGGAGGAGCCGCCGCCACCCAAGAAGGCACCGCCGCCUCCCAAACCAGAGCCAGCACCAGCACCAGCACCCACGCCCGCGCCCGCGCCCGCGCCCGCACCCAAAGAAGAGAAGCCCAACCCACCCCCACCCAAGGCUGAACCCAAAUCUCCCCCGACGAGGGAGGAGAAGGCCAAGACGGCCUGGGAGAGGACUCGUGAGGACGUCAAGGCAUCGUGGGAGAAGGCACGUGAAGAGAUCCGCAAGAAGGAAGAGGAGCGGAAGGCCAAGGAAGCUGAGCAGAAGCGCCGUGAGGAUGCAGCCAAACGAUUGGCUGAGCUUCGCGCCAGGGAAGCAAAAGAGCGUCAGCUUCGAGAAGAAGAGAGGCAACGCCGCGAAAAGGAGGCCAAGGAGGCCAAAGAGAAACAGGCGGCAGAGUUGAGGGCCAAGGAACUGCUCGAGAAGCUAGAGAGGGAGCGAAAAGAACGUCUUCAGAAAGCUGCAAGGGAGGCAGAAGAAGCCAAGAAGAAGGAGGAAGCUAGGAAAAAGGAGGUGGAAGAGGCCAGGAAGAGAGAGGCGGAGGAGGCUAAGAGGAGACUGGAAGAAGCCAGGAAGAGGGCCGAGGAGGCCAAGAAGAAAGAGGAGGCCAAGAAGAAGGAAGAGGAGGAAGCCAAGAAGAGGGAGGCCGAGGCGGAAGAGGCCAGGUCGACUCGACGAGGCGGCAGCUACGCUUUCUCCGGGGUAGGUGAGAAGAUUAGCAUGUGGCCGAACGGACGACCUCCCGCCCCAGCAUCAACGACUUCUGCUUCCACGGCACAGAAGACCACGACAUCCGCCCAGAACACGAAACCAGCCCCCUCAACGGCCAAGUCAAAUGUGAGUGGCGACGGGCACUCUUAUAGGCCUUAUGACCAAAAGAAGCCAGCGAGGAAAAACUCCAUGUCUUCAUUCACCGGAUCCGAAUCAUCGUGGGCGCAAUCCCACACCACCACUCGAACAUCGCCACCGCCGUCGAUGAGAGGUCCGUACUCAACCAAAGACCCAGAUAAGAUUGUCAUAUCUGCCGUCUACCUAUUUAUGAACCAGUUUUCCAAAACACCAGCCAGCCAACUGGUUUCAGGAGUGGGAACCGUCACAGACGGCCUGAUCCUGCGUAUCACAACCGAAGGUCUCUUCAUCGAUGACGAUGUCCGAGGCGUCCCACAACGAGAGUGGGACGUAAAGGCCUGGACUCUCAAGUCCGUCGAGGUAUGGUGCCCCCAGCACUGUUUAAAUGCGUCAUCAUCAUCUGCUUCAUCCACUGCUUCGUUUGCUUCGUCGAAUUAUCCCCCUGAUUUGCUCAAUAAACUAGCCAACUCACGCGCGCGCAAAACGGACAGAGGCGCCACCAAGACGCUUCACGGCGAGGAGGCUGACGCUUAUCUGUCCGAGAUGCUGCGCGCGUGCAGUGAGUGCUGUCGCCUUGGGCUUUGCGAACGAAAUUUUAAAGAUACUAACAUCCCAUCUUCGACUGGACAGACCGGGGAGUGGAAGGCCAAGGGCUUGCAUGUGCUCCGCGCAACGAUGCGUGAUCAAGAGGGUAAGAGAUACCUGUUUGUGGUUGAUGAGGAGGAGAGCUGGAAGUUGUCGGUAGGCCUUCAGAGGUUGAAGAAGGGUACCAUGGCACGCUCCAUGGGCGUGAGCGGCAUGUCCGCUUCCGAGGCGAGGGGCACCCUCGAGAUGCUCGGCUGGGGCUUGUAA
Messenger RNA from Clonostachys rhizophaga, 2859 nucleotides. Lineage: Eukaryota; Fungi; Ascomycota; Sordariomycetes; Hypocreales; Bionectriaceae. The record is from the annotation of a GenBank genome assembly.